AUGUGCGACCUCCCAUUCUUCCCCAUCUUUCCCAUCUGCUUUCAAUGCGGCACCGAUCAGAAUCCCUGCCACUGUAAAGUCGUCGGGCCAACACUAGGUAUAGCUGAUUCGCUGACUCGAGAAUUCCUACAGGUGAUCUGCUGGCCCGCCUCGAUCUUUUGUGGCUGUGGCUGUACACAGACCGGGCGGGAGUAUGUGGUUUCUAUUCUCCGCGUAGGUAACAAUGAGGCUAAUGGAUCUAGUGUGUUGGGCUAUCCGGUGAAACUGAAUGGUCAAGUCAGCAAUGCAAUACCGUUCUGA
Penicillium cosmopolitanum is the source of this 300-nucleotide messenger RNA. RefSeq lists its product as uncharacterized. The record is from RefSeq and is a predicted model, not a curated record. The transcript is spliced from 2 exons. Lineage: Eukaryota; Fungi; Ascomycota; Eurotiomycetes; Eurotiales; Aspergillaceae. The coding region runs from base 1 to 300 and encodes 99 amino acids.